Suillus subaureus is the source of this 770-nucleotide messenger RNA. RefSeq lists its product as uncharacterized. Bases 125 to 757 code for a protein of 210 amino acids. Gene Ontology annotation, cellular component: membrane. Lineage: Eukaryota; Fungi; Basidiomycota; Agaricomycetes; Boletales; Suillaceae. The transcript has 3 exons. Gene Ontology annotation, molecular function: transferase activity, transferring alkyl or aryl (other than methyl) groups. The record is from RefSeq and is a predicted model, not a curated record.
GUAUACAAGUACCUAGUGAUAUCCACGCCCAGAAGUCGCCGUUACGGUUAAGUAUGCGAAAUGUGACAACCGCGAACCGAAGUCCACAUUCAAUUGACAAGAACUAUCCUUUCAAACUAUUUAAAUGAUGCUGAACGGUGAAACAGAGGCUAAAACACUCAUGUCCAACUUCACAGCCACCACUUUGCUGCGCCACUGCGAGACUGCUUGGCUUUUCACAGAAUCUGACUUCAAAACACUAGUUUUUCCAGUGAUCGUAUUUGCAACCGUUGUAUCUCCUCGUCCCGAACCGCUAGCCCUGGCAUGCACUGCGUGCUGGCUCUGGUUCCAUCUCUUCCAAUUCAACGUCUCUAACCAUUCCUACUCUGCUGAUGAAGAUAUCGUGAACAAACCAUGGCGUCCUUUGCCGUCUGGGCGCAUUAGCGUCGAGGAUUCUCGUGCCUUGCGCUGGGCGCUCCUUGUUUUCUGCUUGGGCCUUUCAUCCGUUUUCAGCUUAAAUCUGUUCAUAACUAGUGGGGCGUUCACUGUGCUGAUGAUCCUCCACAACAAUCUUCGCCGCGGCCACCAUCCCAUUUUCAGAAAUUUAUGCAAUGUAGCGGCUUAUGUGACUGCUGGAGUUGGUUGUUCAUUGAUUCUAUCUGGGGAAUCUUCGCUUGACGGAACGAGCAUAAAAGCUCUCUCUUGUAGCGCGCUUGUCGUCCUUCUGACAAUUCAUGCGCAGGAUGUCGCCGACGUCAAUGGCGACGAAAUCUGCUGAUUGUGGCGCCCAA